Molecule: messenger RNA, 2368 nt
Organism: Petromyzon marinus (sea lamprey)
Lineage: Eukaryota; Metazoa; Chordata; Hyperoartia; Petromyzontiformes; Petromyzontidae
Source: RefSeq, a predicted model, not a curated record
GGCGUGGCCUCGCGCCGCGCAUCUCAUGACGAGAGGUCUGCGACGUCAUAGCGCCUAGAUGCGGGGAGAGUCGCAGCAGCAGCAGCAGCUGAAGAGGGAGGAAGGCGAAGAUCGAAGCAGGAAGACGAGGAGGAGGAGAACGGGGAGACGAAGAAGAAGAACAACAACAACGAUAACGAGGAGCCACGGAGAUGUGCGACGUCACGGAUGUCGAUCAGCCGCCACGCGAGCGCUGGGCUCCGCUGGGCGCUGCGAGCAACAGCGGCGGCCUGAAGGAGGAGGCGACGGCGGUGGCGGCGGCUCCGAGCCGCGGCUCCGAGCCGGGAGAGCAGCAGCAGAAUGAGCUGCAGCGCAUGGAGGAGGAGCAGGAGCAGCUGAACGCGUCCCUGCUGGCUCUCACGUCGCACUUCGCGCAGGUGCAGUUCCGCCUGCGCCAGGUGGUGCGCGCCGACGCUGCGGAGCGCGAGGGCCUGCUGCGGGAGCUCGACGACUUCGCCUUCAGGGGCUGCCCGGACGUGAGAGCGUGCGGCCGGCGGGCCCACGACGCGCAGCUGCAGCACGACGCGGAGGGACUGAGCGAACGGGAGAAGCAGGAGCGCCUGGACGCGGAGCGGCAGAAGCAGCAGGAGCUGAUCGUGCAGCUCAAGGCGCAGCUGGACGACGUGGAGAGGUUCGCCUACCAGGAGGGCAGCUCCGACAGCGUGCCCCAAGCCGAGCUCAUGGAGCGACACAAGGUGAUCGUGGAGGAGCUGCGGCAGAAGCUGGGCAUGAACUUGCAGGACGACAUCGGCGUUCUGUCGACCGAGGAGCUGCGCGAGCGCGUCGACGCCGCCGUGGCCCAGAUCAUCAACCCGGCCAAGGUGAAGGAGCAGCUGGUGGACCAGCUCAAGACGCAGAUCCGCGACCUCGAGAUGUUCAUCGACUUCCUGCAGGAUGAGGUGGGAGCCCCACUGCAGCCCGGCAUUCGGCAGUGCACAUGUCCCGUGCAUGGGCAGCCCAGGGCAGGAGCGAUGGGCGCCGGCGUCCCAACCGGCCACGUGGACGCGGAGAAGGCUCGGCAGAUGCGCGCGUCGGGGCUGCACAUCCUCAAGCGGGCACUCACGAUGCUGCAGCUGUUCGCCGUCAGCCAGUUCGGCUGCGGCGCCGCACAAGUCGCCGGGGCCUGGUCCACCGAGCCGUCGGAUCAGCAGGAUUACAGCCCGCUGCUGGGCCGGCUCGAGGCGGCCGUGUCCAAGGUCCGCCGCCUGGCGCUGCAGAGGUUUCCGGACGGCUGCAGCGCCGGCUCGGGCUCCGACUCGGACGUCUUCUUCGAGGACGCGGCGGCCGCUCGCGGUGGGAGCGGCGCCGACGACGUAACGGUGGCCGUGCGCAAGGACCUGGCGCCCGCGCUGCGCGACCUCCUUUCGCACGGCCUGCAGCCGCCGCUGCGCUCGGCCUCCGGCGGAAGCCUGGUGCUGGCGCCCAUCGCGUGCCUCCUGCCGGCCUUCUCGCCGGUCAGGUCGUCGAGGGGGUCUGCGGCGGCGCCGGGCAUCCACCCGUGGCUGAUCUUCAAGGAGUACUACGACACGAAGAACGGGCGCGCUUACAUGGAGUCUCCCGCGCGCAAGCUGUCCGAGUCGUUUGGCUUGCGAAUAGACGGCGAGACCGGUGGCGCGGGCGGUGCCGGCGGAAGGGCACGUGGAGUGUCGGCCAAGCACGGCCUACUAGUGGCGAUCCACGAGGUGCUGAGCGACCACGACCGGUUCAAGCGCAGCGCCGACUCCGAGUUCAAGGCGCUGGUGUGCCGUGGCCUCAACGAGCAGCGUCUGGUGUCGUGGCUGAACCUGGUGUGCAAGGCCGGCACGCUCGUGGAGGCGCACUACCAGGCGUGGAGCUACAUGGCACGCACCGGCUUCGAGGGAGCCCUCACCAUCCUGGGCCGCCUCAGCGACCUUCAGUUCGACCUCGCCGCCGACCUGUCCGUGCGCCAGCUCAAGAACAUCAACGACGCCUUCUGAAGCGCUAGCAGCAAGCGGUCCCCUGGUGGGGACGAGGAAUGCCGUCCAGGGAUCGGAGGAGGUGGUGUCUUCUACUUAUUGGACUGCACUGUCGCCCAAAUCAUGAGCGGCUUAUUUAUACGAACGCGUAGGAUUUAGCGGUGGUGCUGUAUAGCUCGCUCCCGUGUGAUUUCAGGUUUUACCGAGUGUCUUUCGGCACGACGUAGGAACUGAAGAAGAGGACUUCAAGAAGCUCAGGAACUGAACAAUCUCACUGAACGUGGAGUAAAACUUUGGACAUCCAGAACAACGCCCGGCACAACUGUAAAACACACGGCACGGUGGUUUGUUUCGUUCGGAUUGUUUUAAACAAUUAAAGGCGUGGUAUCUGA